AUGGUGCUACCGUCGCCACGUCCUGCACAGCCUCAGCCGGGGGCCCGUCGGCCAGCCACCACGCAAGCUGCAGUCGAUCUGGACCUUAAGAAGCGGCGCACGGACGGCAACAAUUUUAACCCCUCUGUCCCAGCGCAGAAGCCGCUGAACCGCAAACGUUUCCUGCGGUUCCUUAAGUCACAUGAACUAAAAUUCGGAUUGGCGCCUGUUGCUCGAGACGAAGCGACGGGCGAGGUAACGCUCGUCGUAUGCCGAUUCUGUCAGCAUUUUGGUCGCGAGCAGCGGCCAGACAAGCAGCGCCGCUCCACGAAGAAUGUCAAGUACUUUCGAAAUUCCUUUCGGACUGACCAAUACCAGCAGCACCAUGAACUAUCGCACUGCGAGACGUGGAAGAGAUACCAGGCCAGCUCGGAUGACGAAAAGAUGGCUUUCUUCCCGUUACCGGUAGGAGCGACCUUAAAUACACCAGUGGAGACAGUAAACCCAACCCAGAAACUCAAGGUUGAGUUGGCACCCGGUGAAGUUUGGGCUCUCGAGCCCACACGAGAAGAGAGAAAACGGUGCUUUGAUAUUGCACCGGCUAUUGUGGAGCUGGUAGCUGUGUUGGCUAUUGGAGCGACUGAGCCAACGGUGGAGAACGUUAUUGAAAAGCAAAGCCAUCAUCUUAUGGAGCAUGCACACGAACAGACAUCAACUGCGGUGAAAUGGACUCCCCCGACCGGCACAUUCCAGUCGUGCCAUUUAAUAGGGACAGUGAUUGAUCCAUUGUACCGUGUCAAAGUGCACUCGCGCUCGCAGAUCGACUGCUUGGGGGAACUGGCAGCGGCGGGAUUGUCGUUUCGACAGAUUUCCAGUGCCAUGCGGUCAUUUCGGACACAUGCCGGGGUGUUGCUUCGCGAUGUUAAACUGCUCCAAGGUGCACAGAACGCUAGUCCGGAAUACAAUGAGGAGCAGAUAGCGGAGCUUGUGCGUCUGAUUAUUGCAGCGAACUUGAGUAUCACGUCACGACUGUUGCGUGGAUGCUGGGCCUUCUCGUUGGUGCUUCGAGCGUCCAUGGAGCACGCACCCGUGCGAUCGUAUCUGGAGAUCCGCGUAAAGGUGUAUGGCGAAGGUGCCAUGCACAACAUUCACCUCAUUUCUAUCCCAGCGUUCGAAAACAAGUGCAAAGCCAUGAUGUACAGCACGUUGGAGCGGGUGAUGAACGUCGUACUGCCAAACUGGAGACAGCGACUCAUUGGUGUGGCUACGGACGGCGAUGCCCAGAUGCCAGCUCGCGUAUUGGAUAUUAUUGCGCGUCUGCAGCAAGAAGCAGCAACUCCCGUCGUGUAUCGCUCAUCAAGCGUCUGCCAUCAACUAGACUGCAUUGUGACGAACUUUUUCUCGUCUCUUCAGGGAGGCUGCUUCCUGUUGGUUUUGAAAGAACUGUCAGCUUAUAUUCGCCGACAACCUGAGCUGCUAGCGAGAAUGACACCCGCUCCUGCGUGUCCCAGGACUACCCACUGCUCCGUAAGUUCUAAGGAGAAGUGGGUCGCGUUGGGAAAGGAGACAAAUUGGAUUGCAGCUCAUCGCGAAUUGAUUUGUCAGUACCUCGACGUUGAGAAGCCUCCGAGCGCGCCAGAUAGCUCGUGGUGGCUGUUUUUUGCGGCAGUGGACUGGGUCGCUACUCGUGCCAACGAGACAUUCGAGACGCUGCUGCGCAACCACGCAACUAUAGCUGACCAGAUUGCAGCGGUUGCUGAGCUGUCUACGGAAUGCGCUACGGCUUUCCAAGCGCUGGGGCCUCUCAAUGACUCGCUUCUAUCUACAGACCCGGCCGGCAACAAACUGUUCAAGUCACGCAAGGGUCGAUUUGCCUUGAGCAAGCCCAGCAUAGUCGCGUUUAUCAAGGAGAAUGACGUGUCGUCAAUCGAGAUCAUCAACAGCGUCGAAGCUCCCAUUGUUGAUCUGACCGCGGAAAACUUGGCAUUGUGUGGAGUUAACAUGAUCGAGUCGCUGCUGGAGCUCAGCAUUGCUCUCGGUGACGAGCGAAGCGUCAGUUCUUCAAGCCGAGGAUCAAAAACGCCAAAGCUGACAGACUUCCUACCGCCGACGCUGCCGCACGAGCUGGCACAACUCAGUGAACGUGAGUUUACGUCUUUGUUACAGACGUACGGCCCCAUGGUACGCAGUUUCCUGUCUGAAGAGGAAAUCGACAUGAUGGACCAAGAGUUCCAAGGUUUGCGUCGUGGCGCUGUGCGCGAGUCGGUGCUUAGUGCAGCACUGGGCAACUGCAACGCCGAGACACCGUUUGAAGAAGCGUGGGCUUUGACCGAAAACCGUUUUAAACUUCUUGAGUGCUUCGCAGGAGGGCUCGCUAGUGUGUUUUCCUGCCCUCCUAUUGGCAUUAGAGGCAGCACCAGUGACCUGGCACUGUGUCGAAGCGAUAUGGACACGGCUCGUGUGCUGCUUGCUGACUUCGCGUUGGAAGGAUCGCUUCAUGCCCAGCAGUUCCCAGCUUUGGUGGAUUUAAACGAGAAGCUGGGAACACACGAGACAAGUCGAAACAUUGGAAACGUUGCUACAGCAAUGAAGGUUGGUUAA
Molecule: messenger RNA, 2580 nt
Organism: Phytophthora infestans T30-4
Lineage: Eukaryota; Oomycota; Peronosporomycetes; Peronosporales; Peronosporaceae
Exons: 2
Coding region: 1-2580 (859 amino acids)
Source: RefSeq, a predicted model, not a curated record